Ostertagia ostertagi is the source of this 201-nucleotide messenger RNA. The record is from the annotation of a GenBank genome assembly. NCBI's taxonomy places the organism in Eukaryota, Metazoa, Nematoda, Chromadorea, Rhabditida, Trichostrongylidae.
ACACCUCUGCAGCCGAGCUGUCAGCAGCGAAUUGUCAAGCUAAAGGAUGAUGGAAAACGAGCUAUUUAUGAAGUUACGCUGUGGGAGAAGCCAUGGGAGAACUUCGAGCAAUUCAACGUCAAAAAAGUGAGAACUCUUGCUGCAGGAGAGCAAGCAAAGAGCACAUUUUUCGCGGAUGUGUGGAGUCUGACGAGACUAUAA